Hypoxylon trugodes is the source of this 1597-nucleotide messenger RNA. RefSeq names its product translocation protein. The coding region runs from base 163 to 1320 and encodes 385 amino acids. NCBI's taxonomy places the organism in Eukaryota, Fungi, Ascomycota, Sordariomycetes, Xylariales, Hypoxylaceae. Gene Ontology annotation, biological process: post-translational protein targeting to membrane, translocation. The transcript has 3 exons. Gene Ontology annotation, cellular component: endoplasmic reticulum membrane; endoplasmic reticulum. The record is from RefSeq and is a predicted model, not a curated record.
AAAUAAUCCAAAUAAUAUUCCUCCAUUUGGAAGAAUACGGCCAGAUCUCAUCGUCCCUUUCGUCCCCUUUCCAAAUUUAUUACUAUUAAUUGUUUUAUUCCUUUUUCCAUUCUACCAUAACAGCCACUCAUUGGCAAUCACUGUAAAAACAUAGUAAUCGCCAUGCAAAAUCCCAACGGUCCUCCCCCGGGAGCAAUCCCGAUACCCAUAGGCCCUGGCGGCCAGAUGCCAUCACCUCAGCAGAUCGCUGCUAUGCAACAACAGCUAGCUGCUGAAGCUCAGAAGCAUGGCAUGACUGUCCCCCAAUUUGUCGAACAUAUCAAGGCGCAACGUAUAGCACAGAUGCAACAAGCUCAGAGACAGCAACAACAACAAGGUGGUCAAGGUCAACAAGGAGGACCUCAAGGACCACGUCCAGGUCCUCCUCCGGGUGCCCAAGGUCAACCUCAACCUAUCCGUCCCGGUCCCCCUAACCCUGUCGCAAUUGCUCUGGCAAACUUCUUAAAGGGUCAACAGUUGAAGCCACGUACAUGUAUUCUUAAUGGAGAGCGCAAGGAUAUGUUCAGAGUCAAGCGAGCUCUCCGCGCUCUUGAGUCUCCUGCCUAUGCAAAGGCCCGCUCGAAAAACCCUGCGCUCCCCGAAAUCACAGAUCGCGCAUCGCUCGAGAAUACCUUCAAGCUACUUCCCAUGUCCAUGUUAGCCCUGCGCGUUAGUAAAAUUGACCCCCACGAAGGUCACGACCAUGCUCCCAAGAAGGGAAAGAGAAUUAAGGGACUCUGGACAGUGAAGAUUGAACAACAACAGGAUGCCCAUGAUGAUAUGUAUUAUGUCUGGCUCUAUGAGGGUAGCCAGAUUAUGCGCAAGGUCUAUGGUGCUCUCGCCCUGGUUCUUAUCUUCACGGUUGUCCUCUAUCCCUUAUGGCCGCUUGUUUUGCGACAAGGUGUCUAUUACCUUAGUUGGGGAUUCCUAAUGCUUCUCGGUCUCUUCUUCCUCAUGGCAAUCUUCCGUGUCAUUCUUUUCUGUAUUACGUACUUCGUUGUUCCUCCCGGACUAUGGCUCUACCCCAAUCUAUGGGAAGACGUCUCUUUCAUGGACAGUUUCCGACCGGUCUGGGCUUGGCAUGAGACAACGAAGCCCAAGAAAAAGAAGAAGGCAUCCAAGUCCGUCAAUGCUGAAUCGGCUGCUCAGCUUGCGGGUCAGACAGGUCACCCCCCUCCUGCGACUGCUACCACUACCGCGACAACUACACAAGUGCAGACUGCCCCACUGCAAAGAUCUUAUGUUGCACCGAAGGUCGAGGAGCUCGCCGACGACGAAUAAGCAACAUCAGUCGUAGCAUAUUUGCAAGGCGUUCAAGGAGUUAGGUCGAUAUGGAAAAACGAGUGUAAAAUAGGAACAGUUGCUCUAGAACGCCGCAUCAUAUAAUAGUCCGGAAUGGGAUAUCGGCCAAUUUCUCUAAUUAUGAACUUCAUCCAAUGACCCUCAGUGGCUAGGUUUAAUUCACAAAGUCAUUGAGCAUUGUGGAGCUGUCUCGCCUUAUGCAUACCCAAGUAUGUAAUGACGAUCGCACUACCUUCUGCCCAUAAUUAUAAGGUGA